This is a messenger RNA of Oryza sativa Japonica Group (Japanese rice), 1326 nucleotides long. RefSeq lists its product as uncharacterized. NCBI's taxonomy places the organism in Eukaryota, Viridiplantae, Streptophyta, Magnoliopsida, Poales, Poaceae. The record is from RefSeq and is a predicted model, not a curated record.
AGCCAUCGUGUCAUAGGUGUGGUGUGUGGAGAAGCGGUGGACCGACCGACGACGGCGGCAACCCGCACGGCGAGGCGAGGCGAGGCCGACGGCGGCGGCGCGCGUCCACGAAAAGCGGGGGGGUAUCUACCUGUUUUUCGUAUAAGCCCCUCAAGAUCUAGGAAAUCGCGGGGCGUGGUCCUCGGCCCGGGGCCUUUAAAUGCGGGGGCACCCAUGUAGGCCGGAGCAGAGCGCCACGAGGCGAGUUGUUGGGUGUUCCCUAGACUAGCCGUCUCUUCCUCCUCUCCCUCUCCUCCUCCUCCCGCCGCCGCCUGCAACCGCUUCACGUGGCCUGAUCCUCCUCCGGAGCUCUCCCUUUCGACCCCAACAAAUGGAGCCCAAGAGGUCCCCUGCGCUGCCGCAGCCCAACGUGGAGACCAAGAAGUCCCCUCCCCGCGCUGCCGCCGGAGGAGGCGGCGGCGGCACAGCUGCCGUCGGUGGCGAGUCGCCGUUGAGCAGCCUGUUCCACCAGCCGUCGCAUGGGGCAAAAGGCAAAGAAGACAUAUACUCCAUUUUCUACAAAGGGCAGAACGGGACUGCACAAGCUGGGACUGCAGAUGGUAAAUCCCAGUGGACUCCUCCUAAAAGUCGCACCGUGUACACCAAGGAUAACAAACAGUCAAAUCAGUAUGAUUCGGUUGAUACGUCCUGUUUUGGUUCUUCUGUGAACUAUGGUGGUCGAGACUAUUAUGGAAUCUCUGGACACAAGCAAUCCACAGAAUCCAAUGAUUAUAAGGCGGACAAAAAGGACCCUUCCACAGAUUCUCAUGGUGACUGGUGGCAAGGUUCGUUUUACUACUAAGCGAACUUGGUGGCCUCUCCCUUGGUGGAAAAGGGAAUGGAAUGGGAGGGGUUGGAGCUGGUUUUGCUUCACUGUUGCUAUGCUGGCCGUAUCAGUUACCUAAAUCAUACUAGUGUGACAUCGUCCAUCAGUGGUGGCAGUAUUUGGAUCAUCACACCUGGGCAGAUGUAGUGUGUCUUUACCUUUUCAUUUCGUAGCUUGUGCUUUAGAUGUGAAAUGAAUCGAACUUACAAGCACAGUAAGUUUUAGGUCGCAGGUUGCAUAAAUGGUCCCUAUCCAUUCUGCCAAAUCUGGUCAGUAACCAGAUUGGAUCAGUUUGGUCUGGCUCUCUUAGAUCGAAGUAUAUGUUCCUUGUACUCUCGGAUCUUCGCUCCGGAGCCAAGAAGGCUGGAGAAGUGGAGAUCACUUGCAUUGUAAACAUGUACUCGUUUAAUUUCAAAGAACUUAGCAAACUGUUCUUAUAAAUAGUAGUACUUUUAUUCCAA